GGCUCCUCAGCCGCGAGAGCGAACGCCUGCGCCGAGGAAAGGUGCUGCCUCUUCCACCCCUCCCUCGCGGGAAUUGGCACGGCGCCCCCUGGCGGCCGGGAGGAGCAGGAAAGAGCACUGGAAGCUGCUGGGCAACCUGAAGACCACAGUGGAAGGGUUGGUGUCCACCAGCAACCCCAACGUCUGGUCCAAGUAUGGCGGCCUGGAGCGGCUCUGCAGGGACAUGCACAGCAUCCUGUACCAUGGGCUCAUCCACGACAAGGUGUACUGCAGGCAGAAGGAUUACUGGCAGUUCGUGAAGGACAUCCGCCGGCUGAGUCCCAGCUCUGCUCAUCACCUGGAGAAGUUCAUCAGCCUGCAUGAGAACAGCCAGCCCAGCCCAGACAGCCACAGUGACCAAGCUAUUGCACAGCUGUGGCUGCAGCACAGCCUGCAGUUCCACUGCCUCUCGGCACAGCUCAGACCUCUCCUGGAGAACAGGCAGUAUAUAAGGAAGUUCUACACAGACACAGCCUUCCUGCUCAGUGACGCCCACGUCACAGCCAUGCUGCAGUGCCUGGAGGCUGUCGAGCAGAACAACCCCAGGCUGCUGGCUCAGAUCGACACAUCCAUGCUGGCCGGCACAUCACUGCCCUCCGUGUGCUCCUCAGGUCCCUCUGCUGGGACAGGAGAGAUGUGUGACCAUGAUGCUGUAGGACAACAGAGCCGCCUGCCUGGGGCACUGGGCUGCCUAGAUCAUCUCGCUGAGAGCCUGCUGACCAGGAAGGGUGAAGGUCUGUCUUCGGUGACAAAGAGUCAGAGCCUGACUGCGCUCCCUGGGUCUUUCUAUACCCUGUCUCCAGGCUGCAUGCAGCAGCACCACUGUGGGUCCUUCUCCAGCCUGCCUCACCCGGCCUCCUCUGGGCUCUCAGACAGGAGACCAGCAAGCUCCUCCAUCAGCUCAAGCUCCAGCCAACCCCAGGAACACUGCCUGGCCUCGCAGUCCUCCUCCUUCAGCGAGGGCAGGUCUCCUCUGGAGCAGCCCAGCGCUGUCCCUUCAUCCCACAUCCCCUCACCCAAAGACCCCUUCUCUCCAGCCAACGAGAUGAGUUCCAGCACCACCAGCCAGAGUGAGGACACUUGGACAGGGAGUCAGGAUGAAUCACAAAGCGAUGCUAACGAUGGGCCGGAGUACCUGGCCAUCGGGAACUUGGGGCGCCGUGGCCGGGCCUGCAGCACCAGCAGCACCAGCAGCAGUAAGAGCAGCAGCUCCAACAUGUUCUCCUCUAGCAGCUCCCAGAAGCUGGACUCAGGGGAUCGGGGGGCAAAUGGAUGUGGCAGCAGGGGCCUGGGCCUGUUGCGCCGGUCCAGCUUUUCAGAGGGACAGUCAUCGGUGUCGCAGGGCGUCCUCAAGAAGAGCCACCUGCGCUCACACUCUGACACCAAUGUGGCUUCGGGGAAAUUGCACGAAUCCCAUUCAGAUACAGGUGGAGGAAGAGGGAUGGUCUCUGGUUCCACCCAGAGCAGUGAACUGAGCACGCCCAGCUCCCUCUACAUGGAGUAUGACUCUGGCCAGUACCUGAGCUCGGGGGAAGGAAUGUUCAGAAGACCCUCAGAAGGGCAGUCCCUCAUCAGUUACCUCUCUGAGCAGGACUUUGGCAGCUGUGCAGAUCUGGAAAAGGAGAAUGCUCACUUUAGCAUCUCAGAGUCACUAAUUGCUGCUAUCGAGCUGAUGAAAUGCAACAUGAUGAGCCGGCAGCUGGAGGAGGAAGAGGAAGACAGCGACAAGGAGAUCCAGGAGCUCAAACAAAAGAUUCGCAUUAGGCGCCAGCAGAUCCGCACCAAGCACAUGUUCUCUAGCUGCCAGGAGAUGGGCUCAGACAGCCUUGUGGCGACAGACAGUGAGUCCCAGUUCAGCUCCCAUGGCUCCACGCGCCUGUCUGAUUCGGGCUCUGCAGAGGAUGUGGAGGAGUACGAGAUCCGAGAUGGUAACGAUGGAUCUAACCUGAUUCAAAUGUCCAAGGACGGCCUCUCAGUGUCAAUGGCUUCCUUGUUCUCAGAUGCAGACAUCAAGAGGAACCCUGACUCCAGCAGGAAGUCCUUUCUCUCCUCAGAGCCCAUAUCCCAUUCAUUCGGCAAUUCAAACUCUGCAGAAGCUGUGGCCAUGGGUUUGCUGAAGCAGUUUGAGGGCAUGCAGCUGCCAGCUGCCUCCGAAUUGGAAUGGCUGGUCCCUGAACAUGACGCCCCGCAGAAGCUCCUGCCCAUCCCUGACUCUCUGCCCGUCUCUCCUGAUGACGGAGAACACGCCGACAUCUACAAGCUGAGGAUUCGGGUGCGUGGAAACCUGGAGUGGGCCCCCCCACGACCACAGAUCAUCUUCAACGUUCACCCAGCCCCAACGAGAAAGGUAGCUGUGGCCAAGCAGAAUUACCGGUGUGCAGGCUGUGGCAUUCGGACCGAUCCUGAUUACAUCAAGCGACUGCGGUACUGUGAGUACCUGGGGAAGUAUUUCUGCCAGUGCUGCCACGAAAACACCCAGACAGUCAUCCCCAGCCGCAUCCUGCGCAAGUGGGACUUCAGCAAGUACUACGUGAGCAACUUCUCCAAAGACCUGCUGAGCAAGAUCUGGAGCGACCCGCUCUUCAACGUGCAAGAUAUCAAUCCUGCCCUGUACCGGAAGGUGAAGUCUCUCAACCAAGUGUGGCUGCUGCGAAUCCAGCUCUUCCACAUGAAGAACAUGUUUAAGACCUGCCGGCUAGCUAAAGAUCUCUUGGACUCCUUCGAUGCGGUGCCUGGCCACUUGACAGAGGAUUUGCAUCUCUACUCUUUAAGUGACCUCAGUGCCACCAAGAGGGGGGACCUGGUGCCUCGCCUGACAGAGCUCCUGAAGGCAGGCAGCCUGCACGUUGAGAAAUGCAUGCUGUGCCAAGCCAAAGGCUUCAUCUGCGAGUUCUGCCAGAAUGAAGGCGACAUCAUCUUCCCCUUUGAGCUCAACAAGUGCAAGACAUGUGAAGAAUGCAAAGCCUGCUACCACAAGUCCUGCUUCAAGUCCACACGCUGCCCUCGCUGCGAGCGACUCCAAGCCCGAAGAGAGCUGCUGGCCAAGCAGAGCAUGGAAUCCUACAUCUCAGACUAUGAAGAUGAUGAGCUAGAGCAGCAGGAGGCAGCAACAGCCACCUAAGCACGGUGCAGCAGAGGAGCAGGCACCGGGUUUAUUUACACCUUCAUCACCAGAGACUGAACCAAGCAUACUUACGGUGAGGAGGACUGGCAGGAUACUCAUCAUACCUGGAGCAGUGUCAAAGGGAUCUGCUUUCCCCUGUACAGCAGUGUUAGGGAAGGAUUACCUUCUGUCAUCCAGUCUGUUCCAGGUAAUGGACACCCUGGGAUGCCUUGAUGAGGGGAAAGGUGGUGGCCAGUCCUGUCUGCCCCAUAGGCAGAAAGUGAGUCUUUACCAGGCAAUCACUUGUGAGCCUGUCUGCAGCCUCCUCCUUGUCCAUCUCCAUCCCCUUCUUCCUGGAGGAGUCCUCGGUGGGGUCAGCACUUUCUGCUCAUCAGCUGGACACUGGAAGCUCUGGCCAUCUGCUCCUGGGAGAGGGAAGUCAGCUCUCCAAGUCCUCCCAUUCUGCUUCUUGCUGCUAGUUUGUGUGUACAUGGAAAUAUGGGAGGGCUUGGGGGGGGGGGUUGAUGGAACAUUUAGCAGUUCCCUUUUUUAACAUCUGAGUUGGAACCAUUGCCAGUAAACCAUUGCUCUCCCUCCAGAAUCGUACAGAGGAAGUAGCAAUGAUGUAAACACUGUAUGUCAGCCCUGCCUCCCCCCACACUAUCCAUGCUGAGCUGCUCCAUCUCCCUCCACCCUAAAGGCAUUGCAAUGGGGGCAGCUGGGAUGCGCGGCUGUGUGAGGGGACUGCUACUGCUGGGCAUGAAGCUGGAGGCAGCUCUGCAUGACAGGACACAGUUAACAAGGCUUCAAACUUCGUAACCCCUUCAUGCUGCUGCUCUGUGCUCCCUGAGGGCUGCCUCUUCCUGUAAAAGGGACAUGGGACCUCCCCAUGGCAGCAGCACCAGGGCCUGCCUUGCACGCAGCUGUCUUCUGCCUGUACCAGUCGGGAUGUGUAAAGCCUCUUGGCUCAGUCCUCUGAUCACCUCCCCCCAACCUCUAUGUCCUGGUUUUUUUUUUUUUUU
Molecule: messenger RNA, 4164 nt
Organism: Lagopus leucura (white-tailed ptarmigan)
Lineage: Eukaryota; Metazoa; Chordata; Aves; Galliformes; Phasianidae
Gene: RUBCN
Product: rubicon autophagy regulator
Exons: 22
Coding region: 224-3160 (978 amino acids)
Biological process (GO): negative regulation of autophagosome maturation; negative regulation of endocytosis
Cellular component (GO): early endosome; late endosome
Molecular function (GO): phosphatidylinositol phosphate binding
Source: RefSeq, a predicted model, not a curated record